UGUCCACAUACUAAUAAUAAUAUUUGGUUUUGUUUUAUCAAUGGCCACUCUUCCUUACUACACUCUUCAUCCUCUAUCUUCUUCUCUCACUCCUUCUUCUUCUUCUUCAGGUUUUGUUCAUCUUUGUCCAUGUUCUCGUUCUCUUCCUCAAUUCCCCUCCAAACUAAGACGCAAACCCACGAAGCCCAGGCUGUUGGCGAUCAUCGACCCCAUUUUGCUCUUCAACGGCGUCGCCACCACUUUCUAUUUCGACACGCAAACACUUAUCGUCACUGUUAGUGUUUUGGCCGCCAUUGCUCUCUCUCUCUUCCUUGGCCUCAAGGGUGAUCCGGUGCCUUGUGAGCGUUGUGCUGGCAACGGUGGAACAAAAUGUGUGUUUUGCGACAAUGGCAAGAUGAAGCAAGAUAUGGGGUUAAUUAACUGUAAAGUAUGCAAGGGUUCAGGAUUGAUAUUCUGCAAGAAAUGUGGAGGUUCUGGCUAUUCCCGUCGGCUAUGAGCUGUUAAAUUCCUGUUAUAUCUAAAAAUCAUUUGUUCUGAAAUAUGUAAGAUCUUGUAACAAUUUUAUUGUUCAUAAUAGUGUCUUUGUGAAUCAUUUUAAUCACAUUAUAUAUUCUGCGGCCCUUUGAGGUCUUGGCUAAUUGCAUUCACAUAAAGCCCGUCAAA
Messenger RNA from Cajanus cajan (pigeon pea), 663 nucleotides. RefSeq names its product thylakoid lumenal P17.1 protein. Lineage: Eukaryota; Viridiplantae; Streptophyta; Magnoliopsida; Fabales; Fabaceae. The record is from RefSeq and is a predicted model, not a curated record.